Molecule: messenger RNA, 3460 nt
Organism: Nicrophorus vespilloides
Lineage: Eukaryota; Metazoa; Arthropoda; Insecta; Coleoptera; Silphidae
Exons: 4
Coding region: 9-3245 (1078 amino acids)
Source: RefSeq, a predicted model, not a curated record
UUAAUUAAAUGCGUUUCGUUGCAGUGAGGAAAGGCACCGGUACGGCUGGUCCAGUUUUCAUAAAUCCUGCCGCUUAUAGUCCACCCGUGGCAGCCAAUGCAGUGUCCCAACCUAACCAAGGUUCCCAAGUCACCCAGACGGUUUAUGGAUUUCUCGACUUCACGACAACCAUUGGGAAUACGGUGAUGGUAUUCUCCCCUCAAACCGCUGCUGCUGCAGCCGCCGCCGCCGCUUCAGAUGGUGGAAAGGAUAAAGUAAGCGGGGCGACAGUAAAAACAGUUAUUGAGACAAAGCCUGUCGCAUCGGAGCCAUCCGUCGUAAUAAAGCCGAGUAAAACAGAGAAGAAGGCAUCGGAACCCAGUAAAAAGGUCUCAUCGGUUGUGCAAGUGCAGCCAGUGAAUCCACCUGUAAGACAAUCCAGUAAAGUAGAAAUUAAAUCCUCCGGCCUGUCUACGAAAGUCAAUGUAAUAGAAGGCAUAUCGAGCGUCGUAAAUGUCGCGCCGCCAAUAAUCUCCAGCAAAGUGGAGGUGGUCGAAGCCGCCCCCAGCAAACAACCGAAACUGAACAUUAUCAGUAAAGUGGAAAUUAUCACAGGAGUUACGAAGCCGACCCAAGUCCCAGCGGUCUCGAGCCACGUGGCAGUUCACCAGCCAAUAUUCUCGAGCAAAAUCGAAGUGCACUCGGAUGAAGAACCAGCAGUCAUCAUAGGCAACAACAUCGCAGAAGCCGAGUACGAUUUCUUAUCCCGCCAGCCCUCGGAAGUUGUUGAAGAAACGUACAAAGUAAUAAACUUAAAACCCAGCUCCAAGUUACAUCUGAAACCGCGUCCAUCAGCGCAUCAAACGAAAAACAAAGCGAACGCCGCAACGAAGCGAGGCGACUCAUUGCACCCGACGGGAUUAGUUACUAAAUUAGGUGGAACUGUCGUAAAGGAUGGAACGACCACAGUGCACGAGACCAGCGUUAUUGGCACGUACAUCUCCGGGAAAUAUGCUCAAGUAUUGCAAAGCACCUCGCACAUUUAUAACAAUCAGCACAAGGGAAAAAUUAACCCGUCGCCGACGCUGAGGAUACUGAAGACGGCCGCACCUCAUUUGGGAAAGCACAAUAAGCAUCGCCAUUUGGAUCCGACUCCGGCGGCGUCCGUGAACGAAGAAACCGUAUCUGCUGAAAUAUCCCAGAACACCAUCAAAUCAACGAGGAAGCCAUCCGGCUCAUCGGGAUCUUUGAAGCGUUUCAAGAAUAGACAACCGGAACCUGUGCAGGAGAAGGAGAAGGAACCGGAAGUGCAUACCACUAAAAAGUCGUCCAGAAAUCGACAAACUCAAUCGACGAGAUCGAACAAACACCACACACAACAAAAACAACAAAAAGUACAACAACAACAACCGCAACAGCCAUCACCAAAAUAUGGUCGAAACAAGUCUCACAUAUCUACUGUGUCUGUAUCUAGCGAGCAAGCAUCGGCAACAGCCACAUUCGGAAGCUCCUCAGGCAAACGAUACAAUUCCCGUCGAAAUAAACAACAACGUGUGAGCAGUAGCAGCAGCAGCAGCAGCGCCGUCGUCGCCCCCGAGACCGGAGGAUUUACACGAAGAGGUUUUAAGCCUAAAGUGCAGGCGUCUGCUGUGGAUUCAUCGCCGUCGGGCUCCUCUAGUUUAUAUAAAUUUAAACUGAACCGUUCUCCGGGCAGAUGGCAAUAUAAAACUACAGCCAGGCCUCGCAUAACUAUUAGGAAACAGAACGAUGAGGAGAACGAGACUGGCGGAACAACUCCAAAUUCUUUGCAGGACGUGUCGCCGGCUUUAAAUGACGUCGUUACCCCGCAAGCGAGAUCCGAUGAUGUCGACAGUUUAGUCGGUUCGGAAUCAAUAGCUUCAAUUAUAGAUGAUGAGAGUUCGACUGAAAAUAAAUUAGAUACACCGUUCCCGUUGGAGACGAUAAAGGUGGAGAUUUCUACGCCGCCCGAUUUCAAGGAUAUCUAUUAUGAGAUUGCGACGAUAAAAUCGCCGUAUACAUUCCAGGUCGGAAGCGUGAAGAAUACGAGGUACAUAACUGUGACGUCUACGUUCGAGAAGAUCCUGGAGCAAACAGAAUCAGCCAUCGCGGCAACUGCGUCUGAACCUUUGACAGAAAAUAUCCUCGCAACAGCGAGCAACUACGAUAAGGAUAAUAAUUUCCUGGAUUCGAGCGUCGCGACACUUCCACCUAUUUACUUAGCGUCGGAUAUGGAAACGCCGCCUCUAGAAACUAUGAUUGAGAAGUUCAGCACUACUCAGACAAUGCUAAAAACACACAUACUGCCUGUAAUUCGAGGCGGAAAUGAUACAACCAGCUACACCCUUGUUCAGACUUAUCUAAUAUCACGCUUAGUGACGGCCACCAAAACCCUUCCGCCCAUGGAAGCUUAUCAUUUUAAUCCUAGCAAGACUUUGAACGAAUUUAACAGUCAUCUGGAUGAAGCCGGAUCCGAGCUGCAUUUGGAGCUGGACUUUGGCGAUCAGAACGAACACGAUGACGGUAAUCAUGGUAAACGCGUUUUUCCCGCUGACUUGGAUUUAGCAAAUAUAGGGUCAGACUUUGAUCUGUCCGAUGUGGACAAAUCCCGGAUUCCAGAGAGUUUAUUGAGGCUGAAGAAAGCAAACGCACCGGCAACACCGAAACCACUCAUCAACGACGUACUUGCUUCCCCUGGUUUAAGUCCAGAACAACUUCAGCAAUUAGCCUACCUACGUCUACUCAAUCCUGCAGCUGCGGCUCAGGGCCAAGUGAUUACCGCUUCUAAACCGGUCGUUAAACUGGAGACACUGUAUGAGACUCAUGUAAUUCCCGUAAUUAACGGUGCUAACACAAUUUUGAGCACCUUAUCUAAGAUAGUCGGUACAGUAACUAAGACAGAUUACGAGUUUGUUACGAGCACACUGCCAGGAAUUCCAGGACUGCCAGGUCUGCAAGGACUGCCUUUACCACCGGUUCCCGUCAAUCCGUUAUUCCCACAGCAACAGCCCCAAUACGCCGUUACCUCAUCACCGAUCGUCCAGACGGCAAUCGUCACAAAAACCGAGAGCAAAAUAUUAAAGCUUACGUUCGGAGCUAAAACCGCUUACACGACAAUAUUCUCUACGAAAGUAGUACCCACUUUACUCACUACAUACAUGACGACUUCCGUUCCGGUUCAACAGACUGCAGCUUUCCCCGGUUACUAUCCAGGCCCUUAUCCAUCUUUUCCAUUUGUAGGUAAAUAAAAUCAAUGUAUUGCGGAAAUUAAUCUGUGUGUGUCAAUAAUAGCUAGAAUGAACAAUUGCGAUACCAAAAAUUUUAAUUGAAAAAUAUAUCACAAAAAAUAUGAAUUAAUUAUCAUUAUUAUAUUCGAUACGUUUAUUAUUUAAAAUGUUCACACAGAACAUGAGUUUCAGUGUCCUCCAAACGCACUAUGUGCUUCGUGUGCAAUAAAGAACUG